This is a messenger RNA of Helianthus annuus (common sunflower), 2018 nucleotides long. RefSeq names its product BAG-associated GRAM protein 1. The coding region runs from base 143 to 1825 and encodes 560 amino acids. The transcript has 18 exons. Lineage: Eukaryota; Viridiplantae; Streptophyta; Magnoliopsida; Asterales; Asteraceae. The record is from RefSeq and is a predicted model, not a curated record.
UUGUUUGCAUUCAACGCUCCGGUCUUCGUCGUCUUCUUCUUCCUCAUCAUCAUCAUCUCCCCUCUUCGACCGACUUUGACUUUUACCAUGCUCCUUCCUUCCUUAUACAUCAAUAAUAACACUUUCUCAAAAUAAAAUAAAUAUGAUUCCAAUCGAUUGUUUACUGCCUUCGUGGUGGGAACUGCAAGUAACCGUCGCCGCUGCAUUCUUCGUCAUUGCCGCUUACUUCUUUUUCACCCACACCGAUCAUCGCUCUUCUUCGCUUCAUGACGUCACUCCCCCUGAUGACUUCAAGAUGGGUCAACCAAAGGGAGAUCCUAAUGCCAACUCUGCUUAUAUGAUCAAGGUCGAGUUGUUGGCAGCUAAGAAUCUUAUUGGUGCCAACCUUAAUGGCACGUCAGAUCCCUAUGCAAUCAUCACUUGUGGUUCCGAAAAGCGGUUUAGUUCAAUGGUUCCUGGUUCAAGAAAUCCAAUGUGGGGAGAAGAAUUCAAUUUUUCUGUUGAUGAACUUCCUGUAGAGAUUAAUGUGACAAUUUAUGACUGGGAUAUAAUUUGGAAAAGCGCAGUUCUUGGUUCAGUGACCAUUCCCAUUGAAAGUGAAGGCCAAACUGGUGCAGUAUGGUAUACUUUGAGUAGCCCAUCAGGGCAGGUUUGUCUCCAUAUCAGAACACAGAAACUUCCUGUUAGCUCUUCCAGGAGUUUGAAUGGCUAUGCUGGUGCGAACCCUCGAAGACGGAUGUCGGGUGACAAUCAAGGACCGACCGUGGUACAUCAGAAACCUGGGCCUUUGCAGACCAUAUUUGGUCUACUUCCAGAUGAGGUUGUUGAAAACAGCUUUUCGUGUGCACUGGAGAGAUCAUUUCUGUAUCAUGGUCGUAUGUAUCUUUCCGCAUGGCAUAUAUGUUUCCAUUCUAAUGUUUUCUCGAAACAGAUCAAGGUUAUUAUUCCAUUGGGAGAUAUAGAUGAGAUACGGAGGAGCCAACAUGCGGUCAUAAAUCCCGCAAUAACAAUAGUUCUUCGCAUGGGUGCUGGUGGACAUGGUGUUCCUCCUUUGGGAAGUCCAGACGGUAGAGUUAGAUAUAUGUUUGCAUCAUUUUGGAACAGAAAUCAUGCGAUACGAACUUUGGAACGUGCAGCAAAGAACUACCAUACAAUGCUAGAAGUUGAGAAGAAGGAGAAACAGCAGUCAGAGUUGCGUGCAAGCAGCAGUUCACUAAGUAAAAAGCAUGUUAAGAUUCCAGAAGAAAGCGUGCCAAAAAAGUACCAGCCUUUCAUUCAAGAGGACGUUCUCACUGGCAUAUAUAACGAUAUCUUUCCAACGACUGCCGAACAAUUCUAUGAUUUGUUAUUGAAAGAUGGUUCCAACUUCAUAACUGAGUAUCGUUCAUCCCGCAAGGACACUAAUCUUAAUAUGGGCCAGUGGCAUUCUGCUGAUGAAUAUGACGGUCAAGUGAGAGAAAUUACUUUUAGAUCCCUGUGUAAUAGUCCUAUGUGCCCGCCAGACACUGCCAUGACAGAGUGGCAGCAUCUUCUACUGUCUGACGACAAAAAGAAUCUUGUGUUUGAAACUGUACAACAGGCACAUGAUGUUCCAUUUGGAUCUUAUUUUGAGGUGCAUUGUAGAUGGUCUAUCGAGACUAGCGGUGAAUCAUCAUGCAGUAUUGAUAUUAAAGUGGGUGUACAUUUCAAGAAAUGGUGUGUGAUGCAAUCUAAAAUAAAGUCUGGUGCUAUCAAUGAGUAUAAGAAAGAGGUCGAGCUAAUGCUACAAGUCGCUCGUGCAUGUAUAAACUCAACUACUCCACACAACACAAAUACAGAUACAUAACCAUCUAUAGAGGAAGGCACUCUCUUUACUUGAGAGAGACAAUUGUUAAUAUGCUUGCUUUUGUAAUAUAAAUUCAUUUCCUUGUGUAAGUAAGCAGCAAGAUGUGUGUGCUGAUUUAUAAAAUAAAACUAUAUAUUACCCCGUGAUAUCAUUUAUAAAAUAUACCAACUGAUGGAACUUUGUUAAUUGUCAA